This is a messenger RNA of Xyrauchen texanus (razorback sucker), 2306 nucleotides long. Its product is annotated as protein FAM163B-like. Bases 794 to 1336 code for a protein of 180 amino acids. The record is from RefSeq and is a predicted model, not a curated record. The transcript is spliced from 3 exons. NCBI's taxonomy places the organism in Eukaryota, Metazoa, Chordata, Actinopteri, Cypriniformes, Catostomidae.
UGUAAAACCGUCUCAUCCCACUCCGCGCGCUGAUUUACAGUGGAGUCGACUUCAGCUGCACGAGACAAACGGCAGCAAUUAUCCCGCGGAAAAGAUCGCGCGACACCAAACAUACGGCAAAUCAGCAUCGCGAGCGCUGAGAACAAACAAUCUGAGAUUUCAUACUCCCUUUUAAUUCUCUCGCACAUGGAGAAGGACUAUAGAAAAACUGACAUCUCCAUCAGAUAUUCAUGAAGCUUGGAAUGCAUUGUGAUAUGGAGAUGCGAAGAUUUGUGGAGGUUUAAAAACGGUACGAGAGGAAUAACGUUUUGAACCGCACUUCAUUUCACGGAUUACUUCGAGGUAGAUUUUAUCUAGUGAAUAGGACUCACAGUUGGGUUACCUCAGCCAGUUCUUUUUUUAUUUUUUAUUAUUAUUUAUUUAUUUUUUUAUUCCUUUUUUCCUCGUCACAUUUAAGGAAAUGUCCAUUAAAACUCGCUCCGGAUAUUGACAAUUUUGACAGCUCCGCAAAAACGAAUGUGAAAUAAGGAACACCUUAAUGUAGCCUGGGACUGGACUGGUAAAACGCAUUUAUUGUCUUUCCAUCCCGUCGCUUCAUGUUUGAGGGGUUUUUGGACACCAAAAGUCGACAAGAAAUCGACGAAAGUCAUUUACGCGUAUGCCGUAACAGUUCACUCUGGUAAAACAGUCAUUUAUAAAGCCUCGAUACUUUCGUUUGAGCCUCGUCACUUCUGUAGAUGAGCUCUGGUUCAAUUCUAACCUUCGUGCAGGGUGUUAAUGGAGAGGCUUUCGAAUGACAGCCGGGACAGUGGUAAUUACAGGUGGAAUUCUAGCUACAAUAAUCUUACUGUGCAUUAUCGCGGUACUGUGCUACUGUAGGCUGCAGUAUUAUUGCUGCAAGAAGGAGGAGUCGGAGUCAGAGGAGGAGGAGCCUGACUUCGCCGUCACAUCCCGCCUGCCGCAGGAGCAUUCAAACCACAACAUCCUGGCGGCCACUGUCCCCACAGCAACCACCCCCAAUGGGCCUGGCCUCUUCACGCCACCUCGGGCUCGAAAACUGACACGCUCGCAGACCUACUGUCCGUGUACACAUUAUGAUCUGCCCUUUUACCUGCAACAGCCAGAGGGCCUGCGGAAUGGCGGUGAACGCAUUAGCUACCGCAGCGUGCAUCAGCAAUAUUUGGGGCUGCCCACUCCAAUACCCACUCCGCUGCCAACACCGUUUCCCACUCAGCUGCCAACACCGCUACCCAACUACCACAAACUAAAUCUCAGCCGUUCGGUCACCAUGAGAGAAAUGUUCCAGCGGAGUUGCAGCAUUAGCACUGAGGUCUAGACAAUCUUGCAACUUAGACUGGAUGUCCAAAUGAUGCGCUCUGGCAACAGACUUAAAUGUCAAACUAUGUACUUCAAUGUUUCAUAAAACUCUGUCUUUUGCCUGCAUAAACUCAAUGGACUUAGGAAAAUUACUAGAGUGUCAAGUUUUCAGGAAGACUCCUAGUGUAUUUUUUUGUAACACGGCGGCACAGCUAUUGUUAAUGCUGCUAAAGAACUAUAAGGGCAAAAUAGGAUGAGAUGGAAGUUUCUUUCUCUUUCCCUUGUUUAGUUUUUUCUAACUGGAAAGACUCAGACUAAAAGACACAAGGAGAUGGCUGCUUUCUAUGCUUUCCUUGCAUUCAAGACACACCAAUACAAGGAAACUGCUGACAUUUACCAUUUUUGAAUAUACAGUCUAAAUUGAAAAUUUUCUAUUGUUCAUGUGGCUUAUGUAUUGAAUUGAAUUUAGCUGAAUUAUAGCUUAAAAAAACUGCUACCUACAUUGAUUUAUCAAACCAACAUAUUCUGAAACUCUUGGGUGGGCUGCAAACCACUGAAUCUAAACAUGAUAUAAGCAGAACAUUACAAGAUGUAUUAGAGUUUGAUUAUGAGGAAACAUAACGGGAUAAGAGGCAUUAUUUUUAACUGACAAAUGUUUUGGGGCACCACUCUGUGUGCUAAUAUUAACAUGAAUUGACGUUUUUCAAAAGUACAUAAUAUUUGUUCUGUUUUGGAUGUUUAAAUAAUUUGUUCCGCUUUAUUCACUUUUCUGGUUUCUAAAAGGUUCAGAUUUUUGGUUCAUCUAAAAUUAAAUUUCUCUCAUCAUUUACUCACCCUCAUGUCAUCCCAGAUGUGUUAAACUUUCUUUCAUCUGCAGAACACGAACACAUUUUGUUUCGACAAUUUCUCAACUCUGUAGGUCCAUACAAUGCAAGUGAAUGGUGACCAGGACUUUGAAGGUCCAAAAAGGACACAAAGGCAGCAUAAAU